Molecule: messenger RNA, 1431 nt
Organism: Dryobates pubescens (Downy woodpecker)
Lineage: Eukaryota; Metazoa; Chordata; Aves; Piciformes; Picidae
Gene: SLC25A34
Product: solute carrier family 25 member 34
Exons: 5
Coding region: 171-1295 (374 amino acids)
Source: RefSeq, a predicted model, not a curated record
UCGGGCCCGGGGGAGAGGUUGUUUUGGGCCUGGGGAGGAGGAAGGUUUCGGACUCGGGGUGUGGGGGAGGCCUGGCUGGCAGGAGGCGGCGCUGCCCCCCCACCGUGUUUUCCCCGCAGUGCCUGGGAGUGGGAGGUGGAGCCGGGGCCGCCCCCGCGGGCAGGUGCUGCAUGGCGGCUGGGGCCGGGGCGCUCGCAGCCAUCCGCGGCACCCCCCCGGCCUCGCUGCAGGACCUCCCUUGCCCCCCCCAGAACAGCCCCCGGGCGGCGCGGGGCUCGCCCCCCGGGGGGGUCCCUCCGGCCGUUGAUUUGGUGCUGGGAGCCGCGGCCGGGUGCUUGGCCUGCGUCCUCACCAACCCGCUGGAGGUGGUCAAAACCCGGCUGCAGCUGCAGGGCGAGUUGCAGCCCCCCGGCACCUACCCGCGGCCCUACCGGGGGGUCCUGCGGGCCGUGGGGGCUGUGUACCGUGCGGACGGGCUGCGGGGGCUGCAGAAGGGGCUGGCCGCCGGGCUCCUCUACCAGGGCUUGAUGAACGGCGUCCGCUUCUAUUGCUACUCGCUGGCCGAGGACGCCGGCUGGACUCGCUAUCCCGGGGGGACCGUGGCCGCCGGGGCCGUGGCCGGGGCCGUGGGAGCCGUCGUGGGCAGCCCCGCGUACCUGGUCAAGACCCACCUCCAAGCCCAGACACUGUCAGCACUGGCUGUGGGUCACCAGCACAACCAUGAGAACAUCUCCGCAGCUUUCAAGAGCAUCUACAAGCAGCACGGCGUGGCCGGGCUGUGGCGGGGGGUGUCGGGGGCCGUGCCCCGCGUGGCCGUGGGCUCGGCCGCCCAGCUCGCCACCUUCACCUCGGCCAAGGACUGGGUCUGCGAGCACCAGUGGUUCCGGGAGGGCAGCUGGGCCGCGGUGCUGGCGGGGGGCAUGGUGAGCGGCGUGGCCGUGGCGGUGGCCAUGACGCCCUUCGACGUGAUCAGCACUCGUCUGUACAACCAGCCCGUGGAGGCCGACGGCACGGUAAGGCCGUUUGGGGCACCGGGAGGGGCGGGGGGCGCGGAGCGGCUCUGCGCGGGGCUGCAUCCGGCAGGGGUGCGCAGCCGGCUCCUCUCUCCCCAGGGCAAGCUCUACCGCGGGUUUUUGGAUUGCAUCCUGCAAAUCUCCAGCAAAGAGGGGUUGCUGGGCUUGUACAAGGGCAUCGGCGCCGUCUACCUCCGUCUCGGCCCCCACACCGUCCUCAGCCUCUUCUUUUGGGACGAGCUCAGGAAGAUGGUGCAGCACCGGCAGCCCCCGGGGCCGUAGGACGAGCUCCCGGCCCCGCCGUGGCCGUCAAUAAAGAGCUCCACCAGGUGCAUCCCAUCACCGCAUCACUCUCCCCGCCCUCAUCUUCCCCUCCGUGGAGCAGCUGGAGCCCAGGGCCGGAGGAGUUGAGCUCCAG